GCAACUCAGCAACUCUUCAACAUACAGCAGAGACAACGGGAAGUCACAGCACCAGAGCAGCACAGCAGAGCUGCAGAAGCCACUUGCUGAGAAGAACUGGAAACUGAUGGAGGCUGACACGGUGAAGACUGGCAGGGUGAAGGCAACAGUGUACUGGGACUAUAUGAAAGCAAUUGGACUCUUUAUCUCUUUUUUGAGUAUUUUCCUUUUUAUGUGUAAUCAUAUAGCCUCCCUGGCUUCCAACUACUGGCUAAGUUUAUGGACGGAUGAUCCUGUUAUCAAUGGGACACAGCAGUACACAAAUGUCAGACUGGGGGUGUAUGGAGCACUGGGGAUUUCUCAAGGUAUUGCUGUGUUUGGCUACUCGAUGGUUGUGUCAAUAGGGGGAAUAUUUGCUUCACGACAUCUGCAUCUCAACCUGCUGCACAAUGUCCUCAGGUCUCCAAUGAGUUUCUUUGAACGUACACCUAGUGGAAAUCUGGUGAACCGUUUCUCUAAGGAGAUAGAUACCAUUGACUCCACCAUUCCACCAAUCAUCAAGAUGUUCAUGGGCUCAACAUUUAAUGUGAUUGGGGCUUGUAUCAUCAUUCUGCUGGCCUCACCUAUAGCCGCUGCCAUUAUUCCACCUCUGGGACUUGUCUACUUGUUUGUGCAGAGAUUUUAUGUGGCCACUUCUCGUCAGCUCAAACGCCUUGAGUCUGUCAGUCGUUCUCCUGUAUAUUCUCACUUCAAUGAGACUCUGCUGGGAGUCAGUGUCAUUCGAGCCUUUGAGGAGCAGAAGCGUUUCAUAAAGCACAAUGACAUGAAAGUGGAUGAAAAUCAGAAAGCUUAUUAUCCAAGCAUUGUUGCAAACAGGUGGCUGGCUGUCCGUCUGGAGUAUGUGGGGAACUGCAUUGUUCUCUUUGCAGCGUUGUUUGCAGUGAUGGCACGCGACAAACUCAGUGCAGGACUGGUUGGCCUCUCAGUGUCCUACUCACUGCAGAUUACAGCAUACUUGAACUGGCUAGUUCGCAUGUCGUCUGAGCUGGAAGCCAACAUUGUUGCUGUAGAAAGAGUGAAAGAAUACGCUGAAAUGGAGAAGGAGGCUGAAUGGAGUAUUGAAGAAACCGCUCCAGCGAGUACCUGGCCUGAGGAAGGGAAGGUUGAGUUUCGAGGCUAUGGUUUACGUUACCGAGAAGACUUGGAUUUGGUUCUGAAAAACAUAAAUGUUACCAUAAAUGGAGGUGAAAAGAUAGGAAUAGUUGGAAGAACAGGAGCUGGAAAAUCCUCCCUUACUUUAGGUUUGUUUCGAAUUAAUGAAGCAGCUGAAGGAGAAAUUAUUAUUGAUGGAAUUAAUAUUGCAAAGAUUGGGCUCCAUGAUUUGCGGUUCAAGAUCACCAUCAUCCCUCAGGAUCCAAUACUGUUUUCUGGCUCUCUGCGUAUGAAUCUUGAUCCUUUUGACCAACACUCUGAUGAAGACAUUUGGAGGUCUUUGGAAUUGGCUCACCUGAAAAACUUUGUAUCAUCCCUUCCUGAUAAACUUAAUCAUGAGUGUGCUGAAGGUGGAGAGAACCUCAGCGUGGGACAGCGCCAGCUGGUGUGCCUGGCACGAGCUCUGCUCAGGAAGUCCAAAAUCCUGGUUCUAGAUGAAGCCACAGCUGCUGUUGAUCUUGAAACAGAUAAGCUUAUACAGUCAACAAUAAAGUCUCAAUUUGAAGAAUGCACUGUGUUAACUAUAGCACAUCGUCUGAACACAAUCAUGGACUACACAAGAGUUUUAGUCCUGGACAGAGGUGAAGUGGUGGAGUGUGACAGCCCAGACCACCUACUUCAGGAAAAAGGCAUUUUCUAUGACAUGGCCAAAGAUUCAGGCUUGGUGUAGCAUUUGAACUUGGUCAGUCAGAGUGGGGAAGAGAGGGAGGUGAUACAAUGAGAAAACUGUAACAUCCCCUGAGCUGGUGUGAAUUGUCCAUUCAGUGUCGGACCUAGUGAGACCAGACAGAGCACAGUGAUGGAAGUAACAU
Mesitornis unicolor (brown roatelo) is the source of this 2003-nucleotide messenger RNA. Its product is annotated as multidrug resistance-associated protein 1. NCBI's taxonomy places the organism in Eukaryota, Metazoa, Chordata, Aves, Mesitornithiformes, Mesitornithidae. The transcript is spliced from 11 exons. Gene Ontology annotation, biological process: xenobiotic transport; glutathione transmembrane transport. The record is from RefSeq and is a predicted model, not a curated record. Gene Ontology annotation, molecular function: ATP hydrolysis activity; ABC-type xenobiotic transporter activity; ATP binding. The annotation marks the transcript as partial. Gene Ontology annotation, cellular component: basolateral plasma membrane.